AUGAUUAUCAAAGUAGUGAUCCUGACCCUAUUGGUUGCUCUUGUAACAGGCUAAUAGUAUAGUAUUUCUUAAUGUGAUUGUUCCUAAUUGCUUUCAGAAGACGAUUGCAGAGAAAAUGAUAUGAAAAAAAUAAGACAUGUAAAAAAUUAGGAUACAACAACUAAUCCAGUCAUCAACUAUGCAAAAUAUUGUGAUAAUUUUAAAGAAUUGGAAUGUCCGAAGUAAAAACCAUGUAGUAAUUGUGGAUCGUAUUCUGCUUGUGCUUGGGUCGAAGGAUAGUGUACAUUUUUCACUGAUUGCACAGCAUUUAACAAAACAACAGAUUCAGAUUGCUAAGCUAUUAGUAAUAGAUGUAUUACUGAUGGAAUUCAUUGUAUUGAAAUUGAUACUUGUGAUAAAUAUAAAAGACAAUAAUCUUGUGUAAAAUGCUUAUUCGGUAGUUUAUGUUAUUGGGAUUCAAAAAAUAAUAAUUGUGUUGAUGCUGAUACUUGUGAUAAACUACCAAUUAAAUUUUAAACAGAUAAAGAAUGUAGACAUGAAAUACAAAGUUGUACUGCAAAAUCAGGAGGGUUGGAUGUGUUGAUAGUGGAAUUUAAUUGUAGUGAAUUAAAGUCUUUAGUAAAAUUUAAUGUGUUUGGGAUUAAUCAAUGA
Molecule: messenger RNA, 651 nt
Organism: Paramecium tetraurelia
Lineage: Eukaryota; Ciliophora; Oligohymenophorea; Peniculida; Parameciidae
Exons: 2
Source: RefSeq, a predicted model, not a curated record